AUGAAUAUAAGAGACGAGAAAAUAAUUAUGGCACAUUCACUCGUUCAAUUAGAUGAUUUGUCAGAUGAAGUUCUUAUUUAUAUUUUGAAAAAAUUAGACAAUGAUCAAGUACUGUAUUCUUUAAUGGGUGUUAAUAAACGGCUCAAUACAUUGGUACAUGAUUCAAUUUUUACAAGUCAUUUAACAUUGAUGACGAGAUCCGCCAAUGAUUGUAUCUCACCAUUAUCCGAGAGAAUACUUCAUCGAUUUUACUCACAAAUUUUACCUGAAAUUCAUCAUCAAAUUCAAUGGCUAAACGUUGAAUCAUCAUCUAUGGAACGGAUUCUUUCUGGAAAUUAUCCAAAUUUAUAUGGACUCGGUUUAUAUAAUCUUGAAAUAGAAACCACGGCACAUUUAUUCACUAAUGGAAAUAUUUUUACUGAUUUAAUGAAAAAUCAAAUUUUAUCAUUUAUUAUCUCUAUUAGACAAAAUAGAAAGCAAACUUCAAUAAAAGAUAAGAAUACCAUUAUGUUUACAAAUCUCUUUACUAUGUUCACCAAUCUACAGUAUUUAAACUUCUGUUCAUCUUCAAUUGAUUCUCAAUACAUAUCAUUUGAGAUUUCACCUCCAAUCUUUAUUUCAUCAACACUUUUAGAACUACAUGUCAGUGUAGGAAGCUUUAACGACUGUCUUUAUCUACUUGAUGGACGUUUUGAUCAACUGCGAGCACUUUAUGUUAACAUUUCUUGGAUUCAUUGUUAUUCACGUUUAAUAAGCAAUAAUAUGGAAAGUUUACCUGAUUUAAAAUGCUUUUCAUUACAUUGUGGUACAGAUACACUUGCUUAUGAUGAACUAAUUGUUCCAUUGUUACAUCGAAUGUUCAAUUUAGAAAAGCUUGAUUUAUAUCUUGCGAUUUGUUGCAAGAACGCAUUAAUCGAUGGCAAUAAUUUGAAAAAAAAUAUUAUCAAUCGUAUGCCGAAAUUAAAUAAAUUUACAUUCAAUAUUCGCUCAACUGUUCGUCUUAAUAAUCAAAUCAAUUUACCGUCCAAUGAAGAUAUUCAAUAUACGUUUAAUCACUUUCCAAAUAAUCAAAUUAUUUCUUGUGUUGAUUAUUUUUCCGAGAUAAAACAAGGUCAAUGUCAUAUUUAUUCAUAUCCAUACGAAUGGAAAGCGUGUCAUAAAAUAACAAAUAACUUUCCAGGUGGAAUAUCUAAAUAUGUACGUGAAGUAUCGCUAUUUGAUGAACAACCUUUUGAACAUUAUUUUUUUUUUCAAAUUUCAAAAUCAUUUCCAUUCAUAAAAAAAUUAACUUUAAUUAAUGAAAAACCACAAAAUGAUAAGCAAUCUGGAAAAUUAGAUGAUAAAAAUGAGCAUUUGUCAAUCAGUGAAUAUCCACAUCUUUCUCAACUUAAUCUUACUGAAGCUCAUGAUGAUUAUAUCGAAGAAUUUCUUGUUGAUACGAAAACCUGUUUACCAAAUAAUCUAUAUCUUUCUGUUGAUUAUCAAGCACUGAAACGUGUGACGCAACAUUUUACAAGUAAUAGAACACGAAAUAAUUGUAAAAAACUGCGUAGUUUAAGUCUAAUAGGAAAAUAUCGAAUUCCUAAAUAUGUAAAAGAAUAUUUUCCUCAUACAAAAAUAUUAUGA
Rotaria sordida is the source of this 1626-nucleotide messenger RNA. NCBI's taxonomy places the organism in Eukaryota, Metazoa, Rotifera, Eurotatoria, Philodinida, Philodinidae. The record is from the annotation of a GenBank genome assembly.